CUCUGCUAUGAUUCUGAAUUGAGCUAUUGGGAUCAGAAGAGGCUUCGCAGAAAUUGUGAGGCACGUGUAGAGUAGUCUGCUAGAUCACAUUUUCAGAACGAACAACAAGCACAAAGUUCUUGUUCCAAACCAUCUUGAAUUACUUGCCGCCAAAAUUACGCGUCGUCAUAAUCACAGGGGUAGCGUACACAUUUAAGAUGUCGGUCUGCGACGAUGACUGGUUGGACGAUAUCGAAGAUAUUGUAGGAGAAGGAGACUUGACGGGAUUGGAAAGAUCUAUAGCCAGGUCUAAUGCAGUUGGGAAACGAGUUAAGAAAGUCCCCAGUUGCAAAGAUCCAGCAAAAGCAAACCACAUUGAUCAUCCAUCGGAGAAAAAUGGAAGCAUUAUUCCUGGAACCCAAAAAAUCUGGGUGAAAACUUGGGGGUGUGCACACAAUAGUUCUGACUCUGAGUACAUGGCAGGCCAACUCGCAGCCUAUGGCUAUUUGUUGACAGAUGCCAAAUAUGAAGCAGAUUUGUGGCUUCUGAACUCAUGCACUGUCAAAACACCAGCAGAAGAUCAUUUUAAAAAUGAAAUUGAUGACGGAAGAGCUAGAGGUACACCAGUUGUCGUAGCAGGAUGUGUUCCACAGGGACAACCAAAAGCAAACUAUUUGCAAGGGUUGAGCAUCAUCGGCGUUCAGCAAAUAGACAGGGUGGUCGAAGUUGUAGAGGAAACUCUGAAAGGUCAUUCUGUGCGUCUUUUGGGCACGAAAAAGGACGCAGAAAAGAAGAAAGCCGGAGGAGCAUCGUUGCUGUUGCCUAAAAUUCGCAAGAAUCCAUUGAUAGAAAUCAUCCCAAUCAAUACCGGUUGCUUGAAUCAGUGCACCUACUGCAAGACGAAGCAUGCUAGAGGAGAACUGGGCAGUUAUCCUCCGGAAGAAAUCGUAGCUCGUGCAAUUCAAUCUUUCCAAGAAGGCGUUUGUGAAAUUUGGUUGACAUCAGAAGAUACAGGCGCUUACGGCAGAGAUAUUGGCACUUCCUUGCCGGAACUCUUGAGACAACUUGUUCGAGUGAUUCCAGAUGGAUGUAUGCUCCGAUUAGGCAUGACUAAUCCUCCCUAUAUCUUGGAACAUCUCGAGGCGAUUGCCGAGAUCCUGAAUCAUCCUCGAGUUUAUGCCUUCCUUCAUUUACCUGUUCAGUCCGGAAGCGAUGCCGUCCUGUCUGACAUGAAGCGAGAAUAUUGCGUAGCGGACUUUGAGAGAGUAGUGAAUUUUCUUCGUGAUCGCGUACCAGGCAUAUCGAUCGCCACGGACAUCAUUUGUGGUUUCCCGACCGAGACCGAACAAGAUUUUGAUUCUACGAUGGAACUUUGUUCUAAAUAUCGGUUUCCAAGUUUAUUCAUUAAUCAAUUCUUUCCACGACAAGGCACGCCCGCCUAUCGCAUGGAACGUGUCCCAACCAAACAGGUUAAAAAUCGAACCAAAAGACUGAGUGAAUUGUUCAAAUCUUAUCAGCCAUACGACAGUCAAGUUGGUCAACGGCAGUCGAUUCUGGUAACUGACAUAUCUCACGACAAGAAUUACUACGUCGGCCACAACAAGGAGUACGUCCAGGUGCUGGUACCAAUGGAUCCUGACUACAUGGGGAAAAUGGUGGAUGUUCUUAUCGUUUCUGCAAGUAAGUUUUCGCUAAUGAGCGAACCACUGACUAGUCCCAAACGUCCCGACGUGCCUGAAGCUCUGGAAAAAGGUCAAAUAUCCGGACUGGUUACUGAAAGCCACAGCAGCUCUAAUGAUUCGCUAUCCAGCCAUAUGAUUAGUCCAUUGUGGCCGUUGUUGGGACUCUCAGUCGUUGUCGGCCUAAGGUUGGCCUGGAUUAUAUACGGGCGCGGACGUCGGUAAAUAUACGGAGAAAAGACAAAGCAGUAACUUUGUUGGAUCGCCCUUUACUUACCUUAUAAUUAUUUUAUUGGUCUUGCUAUCCCAUAUACGAUUCAUUCUCAUUGUUA
This is a messenger RNA of Daphnia magna, 1990 nucleotides long. RefSeq names its product threonylcarbamoyladenosine tRNA methylthiotransferase. Gene Ontology annotation, cellular component: endoplasmic reticulum. The coding region runs from base 198 to 1883 and encodes 561 amino acids. NCBI's taxonomy places the organism in Eukaryota, Metazoa, Arthropoda, Branchiopoda, Diplostraca, Daphniidae. The transcript is spliced from 10 exons. Gene Ontology annotation, biological process: tRNA methylthiolation. Gene Ontology annotation, molecular function: tRNA (N(6)-L-threonylcarbamoyladenosine(37)-C(2))-methylthiotransferase activity; 4 iron, 4 sulfur cluster binding. The record is from RefSeq and is a predicted model, not a curated record.